Molecule: messenger RNA, 1113 nt
Organism: Tripterygium wilfordii
Lineage: Eukaryota; Viridiplantae; Streptophyta; Magnoliopsida; Celastrales; Celastraceae
Product: vacuolar protein-sorting-associated protein 37 homolog 1-like
Exons: 7
Coding region: 252-941 (229 amino acids)
Biological process (GO): protein targeting to vacuole; ubiquitin-dependent protein catabolic process via the multivesicular body sorting pathway; protein targeting to membrane
Cellular component (GO): ESCRT I complex
Source: RefSeq, a predicted model, not a curated record
UCACAAAUCAAAUAUCGCCACGUAUACAAGCAGACUUUCUCUGCAAAGAAGUGUUGGGCACAAACGGAGUUGCGAUCGGAGAGAGAAGCCGAAGAAAUCGAGUCGUUCCUCGUAUGUUCUGAAAAAUUAAAGAGAGAGAUACAGUGUGAGAGAGAGAGUCUUCUUCUGUUCCUUCGUCCUUCUUAUCACAGCAGACUGCUUCUUUUUCGGCAAUUUUGUUGGACUUUCGCGAUCGAGGAUUUCUCCGAGUUAUGUUCAAGUUCUGGGGUUCUCAGGAGCAACAAGCUCAACCACCCCCACAAGAAGUCUCUUCACAGUCUUGGUACCCUCCAUCAUUAGGUGGCUCUCCAAAUUCUUCCCGCCCUUCAACACCAGGUAGUUGCUCUUCUAGCGGUUACGCUUUGCAAAGGCCUACCGAAUCUCCAUCACCUGUUUCACCUGCUGAAGCUGCAGGCAUUAUUGCUCAUCUGAAGGACAAAAGUGUUGAUGAACUACGGAAGCUUUUGUCCGACAAGGAUGCAUACCAUCAGUUUUUGCUGUCACUUGACCAGGUCAAAAUUCAAAAUAAUAUAAGAGAUGAACUUCGCAAGGAAACUCUGCAACUUGCCAGGGAAAACUUGGAGAAGGAACCGCAGAUUACAGAGCUUCAGAACCAAUGUAGGAUAAUCCGGACAACUGAGUUGGCAGCUGCCCAGGAAAAGCUGAAUGAGCUAGAAAGACAGAAAGAAGAGAUUUUGAGGGCCUACUCCCCUGCAUCCCUUCUACAAAGGCUUCAAGAGGCAAUGAAUCAGACAGAAGCAGAGUCUGAGACCCUUCACCAGCAACUCCUUGAUAGAGAGACUGAUCUUGGGACUUUUGUGCAGAAGUACAAGAGGCUGCGGACCACUUAUCACAGGCGAGCACUCAUCCAUCUUGCGGCUAAAACCUCUUCGACCGGGUGAUUAACACAUGAUUGUCCAUGUAUACGUGAAUAUUUAAGGGAUUCUUUUACCAUUUCAGCAUCUGAAAAUUCGUAUGGUUUUGAUGCAACUGGUCCUUUGUUUUGGUUGUAAAUUUUGAAUUUCCUUUUUUUUGCUUUUAAUGUCUACUUUCUGAGUCCACCUUUCACAUCUA